AUGUCGAAACGAGGACGAGGAGGUACGUCUGGUAACAAGUUCCGGAUGUCGCUGGGUCUUCCCGUGGCGGCGACGGUGAACUGUGCCGAUAACACCGGCGCUAAGAACCUUUACAUCAUUUCGGUGAAAGGAAUCAAGGGUCGUCUCAAUCGAUUACCUUCUGCCUGUGUCGGCGACAUGGUGAUGGCCACCGUCAAAAAGGGUAAACCCGAUCUUCGGAAAAAGGUUCUUCCCGCCGUCAUCGUUAGGCAGCGCAAACCGUGGCGCCGAAAGGAUGGUGUCUUCAUGUACUUCGAAGAUAAUGCUGGAGUCAUCGUCAACCCCAAGGGAGAAAUGAAAGGUUCUGCAAUCACCGGUCCUAUUGGAAAAGAAUGCGCCGAUCUCUGGCCGAGGAUUGCUAGUGCUGCCAAUGCCAUCGUCUAA
Messenger RNA from Microthlaspi erraticum, 423 nucleotides. The record is from the annotation of a GenBank genome assembly. NCBI's taxonomy places the organism in Eukaryota, Viridiplantae, Streptophyta, Magnoliopsida, Brassicales, Brassicaceae.